UUUUUUAGUAACCGGGCGCAACAGAAGACCUUCAGAGACGCGAAUUUACUUUGUGGAUUUUCCGAUAUUUUACAAUUUCCUAAUAAUGCUCCCAGUCGGAGCCGAAAAGUUUCAUUCGAGUAGCUGUCUUACGUUAGCUACUUAGUCCGAACGGUAUUGCUCCGCACCCAGUGAACUUUGGAGAAUCGAGAAACGGCGAUCAAAAUGAGAGCUCAAAUUGAAGUUAUACCAUGUAAGAUCUGUGGCGACAAAUCCUCUGGGAUUCACUAUGGUGUUAUUACGUGUGAAGGAUGCAAGGGUUUUUUCCGACGCAGCCAGCAGAACAAUGCCAUGUAUUCGUGUUCACGGCAGAGGAACUGCCUGAUCGACCGAACCAACAGGAACCGCUGCCAACACUGUCGUCUGCAGAAGUGCCUGGCGCUCGGCAUGAGCCGUGAUGCGGUGAAGUUUGGCCGAAUGUCAAAGAAACAGCGGGAUAGCCUGUACGCGGAGGUGCAGCGGCACCAGCAGCUGUCUCAGGAGUGCCUGGCGGGUCUGGGUGGUGGUCUGGCUCCACGUGACCGCGAAGAGACGGGUGAAGACAGCACGCACAGCCGGCCGUACAGCAGCGGAGGCUCCAGCUCCACCCUCAGUGACCUGGAUGACAUCGCCACGCUGCCCGACGGUUUGCUGUUCGACCUGCCGCUCACCCCAGAGGAGGCGAGCGAGUACUGCGCUCUGGAGAUGCUUGGGGGCAGCGGAGGGUCCGGGAGUGCCGGAAGCGGAAGUUCGUCCAAUCAGAGCUCUCCCGAGCCCAGCGCUGUAGAUAUGGCAGAAGCAGGGAGGGUGAAGCAUGAGUAUAUCCUGCCUGAAAAUAGUCUUUUUACGCACGCUCUCCUGGGAUCUCUACCAGACAACUGCUCUCUACAUGACAUAGAGCGAAUCACUCAAAAUGUGGUGAAGUCUCACCUGGAGACGUGUCAGUACAGCGCAGAAGAGCUGAAGAAACUCACCUGGAACCUCUACACGUCUGAAGAAACCCGCAGCUUUCAGCUCAAGUCUGCAGAGUGGAUGUGGCAGCAGUGUGCCCUGCACAUCACAAACGCCAUCCAGUACGUCGUGGAGUUCGCCAAGCGCAUCUCUGGAUUCAUGGACCUCUGCCAGAACGACCAGAUCAUCCUGCUCAAAGCAGGAUGUCUGGAAAUACUGCUGAUUCGAAUGUGCCGCGCUUACAACUCUUCAAACAACACUAUGUUUUUCGAUGGCAAGUUUGCAAGUCCUCAGCUCUUCAGAGCCCUUGGGUGUGAUGACCUGGUGAACGCCGUCUUUGAAUUGGCUAAAAGUCUGAGCCGCCUUCAGUUGAGUGAUGAGGAAAUGGCUUUAUUCAGCGCUGCAGUCCUGCUGGCUCCAGAUCGGCCGUGGUUGACAGAGUCUCAGCAGGUUCAGAAGCUCCAGGAGAAGGUUUACGUGGCUCUUCAGCACAGCCUGCACAUGAACGGAGCCACUGCUGAGAAACUGGAUAAGAUGGUGUCCAAACUACCGCAGAUGAAAUCCAUCUGUAACCUGCAUAUUGACAAGCUGGAGUUCUUCCGCCUAGUUCACCCGGAGACAGCCUACAGCUUCCCACCUCUGUACAGGGAAGUGUUCGGCAGCGACAUCAACUUCCCUGACUCUACCAACAGUUAGAGAGAGGGAGAUAGCGAGGGAGAAAAUGACAGAGAGUGUGUAGGGGAAAUCACGAGUGAGCGUUAAAGCGAGAGAGGUCAUUACGUGUAAAAACAGCAUUUCAAUUGAAUUUUAAAAACCUCCAGGGAGAAUCCUCAGUCUGUUAGCAUACAGACACGCACACACACAAUACACUACAAACAUGGGAGCCAACAAACUUUCAGAUUUGACACUCAUAUAGAGUUUAUUUCUGGAGUUGUGCUCUCAGAUCUCGGUUUAUUUUAAGGAAACACUCCGUAAUGCUCUUUUACGUACAGAUGUAUGCUUGCGAAGGCCCUUCGUCCCAACUUGUAGCUGUCUAAGCAUGCCACUGUUCCUUCUGCAUCUGUACACAGAGAUAUUUAAAGGAGUUUAUAAGAGGUUUUAUAAUUUUAAUAAUUUUACAAGGAUCAAACUCUCAAAGCAAAUACAACAUACUAGAUGACGUCAACUGCCCUUCGCGACUGAAUCACUCUUUAAGCACUACUAUUGCUUUUUUUUCCUCUCUCUCCCUUCGUUUUUCAUCCUCUGACGAAUCAUGAAUGUAUCCCAAAAGCACUUAUUUUGAUUUGAGACCGAAUGUACACAACGCACUUUUGGUCUUGCUUUAUGCUUUAUGAGACUUUGACAAUCCACUCAUAUAAAAAAACAGAAAAAAACAACU
This is a messenger RNA of Puntigrus tetrazona (Sumatra barb), 2347 nucleotides long. Its product is annotated as nuclear receptor ROR-beta-like. Gene Ontology annotation, cellular component: nucleus. Gene Ontology annotation, molecular function: zinc ion binding; RNA polymerase II cis-regulatory region sequence-specific DNA binding; nuclear receptor activity. NCBI's taxonomy places the organism in Eukaryota, Metazoa, Chordata, Actinopteri, Cypriniformes, Cyprinidae. Gene Ontology annotation, biological process: regulation of transcription by RNA polymerase II. The coding region runs from base 205 to 1665 and encodes 486 amino acids. The record is from RefSeq and is a predicted model, not a curated record. The transcript has 10 exons.